This is a messenger RNA of Ceratina calcarata, 2198 nucleotides long. It is a transcript of the gene red, whose product is annotated as LysM peptidoglycan-binding domain-containing protein red. The transcript is spliced from 5 exons. NCBI's taxonomy places the organism in Eukaryota, Metazoa, Arthropoda, Insecta, Hymenoptera, Apidae. The coding region runs from base 524 to 1207 and encodes 227 amino acids. The record is from RefSeq and is a predicted model, not a curated record.
CUAUAUAUAUAUCUGUAUUUCCAUAGAAUUUAUUUGAAGUGAAAUUUCGUAAUAGUAAUUGGACUUGUAUAUUUUCUGUGCCUAUAUACAGUGCACUUUGAUCAUCCAAUGAAAGCGAAGCAAACACUAUCAUUCUGGUUAAAGAAUACUUAUAUGUAAGUGAUUAUCACGUCGAUCAGCUGUGCAGUGCAGACCACUCGCAGUAUGCUGUGUGGUUUGGUUUGACCGAACGAGUUAUUCGUCGUAACUGAAAUUAUAAAUGUACUAGGUACAUUUCUUACAAAAGAGAAAGAAUGUGUUAACGUAAAACGAUCUCAAAUGUAUAUACAUGCUUGUAUUUCAAAAGACAUUGUAAUUCCUUAGUGAAUCUACUGUUCACGCCCUGUUAAUUUUUGACAUAUACCCUUGAUAAAGUUAUGUGAUUAUGUUGCUUAAAGUGUGUCGAAAUUCUUCGUCUACAAUUAUUAAAAGGUGGCAUGUUUGUGGUGCUUCUUAAGCGCCUACACUACUUUAAAAAUUAAUAAUGGAACGAAAUGGCGGGAGAGAAAUGGAAGAACGAAUGUGUAUAAGGGACACUGGAAAGGCACUGAAAAAGUAUGGUAGUACAGCUAAACAUGUGUCAAGACAUGAGAGUCUAAUAAAGUACACUGUAACACCAUCUGAUACCCUCCAAGGAAUUGCAUUGAAAUUUGGAGCUACCACUGAACAAAUAAGAAGAGUUAAUAGAUUAUGGGCUUCUGAUAGUUUAUUCUUACGGGAAUACUUACUUAUUCCUAUUCAUUCAGAAAAUCCAUUAUCAUCAGACAAUACAGAAGAAACUGAACAUCAUUUAGUUCAAAGUAUUUCUAGUCCAUCUUCUAUAGCAUCAUCUAUAGAUGAUGAUAGUUCAGUUAAUGAUUUCUUAGCUAAAAUGGAUUCUUCUAUAGCCAAUGCUAAAAAGGAAGUUAAACGUACUCAGGGGAACAGUGAAUUUUGCACCGAGGAUAGCGAUAUCUUUAUACGACCACAUAAGACUUCUAAAUUACGUAAUUCACUACCUGUAACUUCAAACACACAUAACGUACCAUCCUCGUCAGAGUCUUUAAGACCAUCAUCUUCUGGCGAUAUGCAUAAUUUUCCGACUGCUGUAGUAAUGACUCAGGGCAGGAAAGUGAAAACGUCUUUACAAAGACUUCAACAACAACAAGACGAAAUAUUCCAGUUGUAGCAACUACAUUUUGUUGGUCUGUAAUACAUUUAAAAUUGACAAUGUCAUUAAAGAGCUUGAACAAAAGUUACAUGAAUACCAAGUAAUGUACUGAAAAUAAUAGAAAACUAAUUCAUAUUUGAUACUGGUUGAUCCACUAUCAAUUCGUUGUUUUUCAUAUAUUUGUUUAAUCUAUCUUGAUUGCAGUAAUUGAAAGUAUUUGUAAAAAUUAAUGCUGACCAUUUUUAUUCUUAUAGUCUGAGUACAAGUCUGGAUCAACUAGCUCUCUAUAUUGUCCAAACAAACAAUAUUUCUUAGCAAACCAUAUGUGCCUUUAAUCGAAGUAGACUGUAUAAAUAAUUCUGUCAUUCUUCUAAACAUUUUACGUUUAGAAAUAUUAAGUUUGGCUGAUUCACAUAAAUCAAAUUUUUAUCUUUAUUGCGGACAGCAAUAUGUUUUUCAAUACGACCAUUAAAACAAAUUCAAUUGUAUCAAGUUAUAUGUACCGCUUGUAACUUAAAUUGUACCAAACGAAUAAUUAUGGAACCUAUCAUUUAAAAUUUAAAAUAUUGAUAUGAUCCAAUGUUAAUACUCAGUAGUACAAAUCUACUUUCAAAACAAUUCUAUUGUCUUCCCUAGAAUGUUGUUAUUCUAUUAUUUCUUUAUGUAUUUUAUUUUUGUUUCACUAAGCGUUAAAUGCCAAAAUAGGCAAAUAACAGCUUAGAUAAAAAAUUUGUUGUAUAUGAAAUUAACUAAUUGAAUUAUCUAAACCAGUCUCCAACGACUAGCAACACGGAACAUUAUUCAAGUUAAUAUCAGUGCUCAAUUCUUAGUUACAACUACGUAAAAAAUAAUUUUGUAACUCAGUAUAUAAAUAAUCUCAAUCACGAACUUCGGUAGAAUUAAAUCUGCUAUUGUCUAAGAAUCGUUUGUACAUAAUGCACAAAUGAAUUUAACAUGUACACCCUAUUUGAAGUAUUAAAAAACUUUUUUUUUUUAGAUUUAAAAAAUA